UAAAUAAAAAGAAGGUACUACUAAUAUCUACGGUAUCCUGCUUUAUUUUCUGGAUUUAUCUAGAGACACUCAUAAAUUUCUUGCUUUAAGCUACUGCAACAACAUUGAAUUCGCUUGGUUGUUGCAAGAAAAAAUUAAAAGAAAUGGGUUUGAGUGGGAAGUUGAAGAGGGACAUUGACCAAGUUAACGAUGAUUUCUCCGAUUUUUCCCUUUCAUCGCCAGCCACUAAGAUUCGGCGUUUGGAUGCUGAUUUACCCCCCAUUAUAGAGGAAGAGGAGUCCUUUCCUGAGAAUCAUGAUAAAGCCAUCGUUCUCUUUAACCCACUUCUUCUUCAUAAUAAACAUCUCUUGCCUUCCCCUUCUACCCUCUCCCUCUCUCUCAAUUCUCACCUCAUCUGUGGCUUUAAGGACCAAUUCCUGCGAGGAAGUGACAUGAAAUCAGCAGAUUUUGAUGAUACUAAAACUGAAGAGAGCAAGAAGGCGACGGAAGAAUAUCUAGCAGUUGUGCCAUGGGUUCCUUCUCAGAUUCCUUCAGUAGAAAGUAUAGAUGGUGAGUCAAAGGAAGCUGAUGAAAUGGAUAUAGAAGAAAGCAAUAGCGACAACCUAAGGAUGGAGCAAGAGCGUCGAUAUGAAUUUGAUGGGUUGAAUUUAAGCGUGGCCAUCCAUCACUGGCCACAGCAGCAUUGCAUGAUCCCCCAGCCUCCUCAAAACCAGUUCACUCCAAUCACAUGGUCUCAAUGACUGGUUUUAGUGGGAGACUUGGAAUGUUGCCUUGGAAGUAUUUUUUGUUGUCUAAUCUUAAGCGUAGGAACAUGAACUGGGUAAAGCUCAAGUAAAGAGGUGAUGGGGGGCAAUAUAAUGGGACUGUGGGUUCCUUUUUGGCUUGGCUGCAAAUGCGUGUAGUUUUGAUGUUGGCAACUAGAAAUCAUUCCUUUACUAAAUGGAAGAAUUGGGUUGUAUCUUCUUCUCUGAUCUUAUGGUUCUGAUGUUUAAAUGGUAAUUGAUGCAAAUUUAGAUUUGUGCUUUUUGUUUUCA
Molecule: messenger RNA, 1034 nt
Organism: Durio zibethinus
Lineage: Eukaryota; Viridiplantae; Streptophyta; Magnoliopsida; Malvales; Malvaceae
Source: RefSeq, a predicted model, not a curated record